Molecule: messenger RNA, 5491 nt
Organism: Populus trichocarpa (black cottonwood)
Lineage: Eukaryota; Viridiplantae; Streptophyta; Magnoliopsida; Malpighiales; Salicaceae
Exons: 6
Coding region: 1-5463 (1820 amino acids)
Biological process (GO): DNA integration
Molecular function (GO): nucleic acid binding; RNA-DNA hybrid ribonuclease activity
Source: RefSeq, a predicted model, not a curated record
AUGGAGAACGAAGAAAGAGCUCACUUAGAGUCACAUUAUCAGACUGAGUUGGAGUCUGUAAAGAAUGAAGUUUCUCGGCUAACCGACUUACUUGAGCAACUUCUAAAGGCUAAGAAUGGGGAGGGAACAUCAGCACGACAGCUUGAAGGAGCGCCAGCAGUUCACAUUCCUCAAGCAUCCCAAAACCAGGGGGCAAACUCGGCCAAUGAACAACAGUUUGUGCCUAUUACUCCUAUCUUACCACCUCAUACUCCAGUCACUGUUGACUUAACAACGGAGGGAGUCCCGGAUAAUAGCUCCUCUCAACAUUUCUAUGAUGCGGUACGAAUAGCUGAGAGGAUAGAACAGGGGAUUAAAGCUGGGCGAAUAGCGAUGCCAGUGGAAAAGAAGGGUUUUAUUGGAAGAAAGAGAGAAGGUGAUGUUAACAAUUUGGAAGACGGGUAUAAGGGCAAGAAAGUAGGUUCUCACAAUCCACAACCCGAUUUAACUUGUGAGUACCAUGCGGGUAAUCCCGGGCAUGGGAUUGAAACCUGUUACGCUUUCAAGAAAAGAUUGCUGGAGCUUAUUAAGAUAGGAUGGGUAUCCUUUGAAGACAAGCCCAAUGUUAAUUCAAACCCGUUGCCUAAGCAUGCUUCAAGUAGUAGUGGAAUAGGCAUGAUAGAAGUUGGAAAUCAAUGCAAGGUGCUGAAGGUGUCUAUGGAAAAGAUGUACUACAUGUUAGUACGAUCAGGAUUUCUAGAGGCAAAUAUGGAAGGCCAUUCGGAGGGAGGUAGUUAUUGUGAGUUUCAUGGAAGAGAUGGACACUAUAUUGAGGAUUGCAUCGAGUUUUGCGAAAAGAUUGCAAAAAUGUUAAAAAUGGGGCAAUUGAGAAUUGAACCCAUGGAGAACAGGGGUGAGGUGAGUAUGAUGGAAGGUCAGAUGGAGAUGACAGGAGUAUGCAGGGUCCAACAAACAGCUAAUGGUCCCCCAAGGCUAAUCUUGGUUAAACCGUCCCACACAAAAGGGAAUCACAAUGCCAUGCCUUAUAAUUAUGGUUAUGCCUCCAACGUUCAAGCUCCUCUUCCUUUGUUCCAGACUGAGAUAAGUGGGUUGACCAGGAGUGGUCGUUGCUUUACUUCCGAGGAGUUGAGGAAGGAAAAGGGUAAAGAAGUGGUAGAUCUUGACAAAGCACUAGAAGUUAAUAAGCCAGUAACAGAAGAGGAGUCGAAUGAAUUCCUGAAGUUGAUCAAGCAUAUGGGAAGGAUCCAUGCAACUAAUUACCUGUACUUCACGGCUGAUGAGCUUGAUGCUGAAGGUACCGGACAUAACAAGCCCUUAUACAUUACGGUUAGGUGUAAGGAUUGCCUCAUAGGAAAAGUACUCAUUGAUAAUGGCUCGGCCCUUAACGUGUUGCCAAAGCACAUGUUGGAAGAAAUGCCGAUCGAUGAAUCCCAUAUAAAGCCAAGUACUAUGAUGGCCAGAGCGUAUGAUGGCUCACCUAGGCCAAUAAUUGGGACUCUAGAAGUGGAGCUAUAUGUGGGACCACAAAUGUUCCUAGCUGAGGAGACAGUAUCCAUGAUAAAGAAUGUAGCCGUGCCUUUUAUCGAAGCGAAUGAUUGCAAGGAUAACAAUAUCCAUGCCUUUGAAAUUGUGAACGCUGACUGGGUGCCGGAGAACACAGUGCUAAGAAGGCCAAGGAUCUCAGAAGCAGCAAGGAUGGCAAGUCUAUGCUUUUUGAACCGCGGGAUCCCAUUUCAGUAUAACUUUAUUAUCAGGAUACCAGAAGGGGUUAAUCUGGCAAGGAUGAAAAGUGCUGCUCAAAAAUUUGGGUUAGGGUACCAACCUAACCAAAAGGAUUAUCGGUGGGCUGCUGGUCGGAGAAGGGCAAGAAGGAUGGCUAGAAUUAAAGGAAGAGAGCCUGAUGAAGAAAAGCUAGAAAUCCCUCCCCUUAGCGUGUCAUUCCCAAAAGCUGCAUACAUAAUGCAACAUGAUAAAGAAGCCGAAAGCCUUGAUCAAGAGCUGUCAAACAUGAGCAUAAAUACCUUGGGGGAAAACAAGGUGGAAGGAGAUGACAUGAAGACAGUAGCAAGAAAGGGAGACGAAGCACUCCCACAACUGACGGUCUACACCAUAGAAGAAGUCUCCGCCAAGACCUUUGUGCGCAAGCUAGUAGAACAACAGGAACAAACUUGGAAACCUGCUGCAGAGGAACUCGAAACCAUCAAUGUGGGUAGUGAUCAGCUCAAGAAAGAGUUGAAAAUAGGUACCUUAGUUACUUCUGAACAAAGGACAAAAAUGAUCGCCCUGUUACAAGAAUAUGCAGAUGUCUUUGCUUGGUCUUAUGAAGAUAUGCCCGGUUUGGACACAAAUAUUGUAGUACACAAGAUACCAUUGGAAGAAGGUUGUAAACCAGUCAAACAGAAGCUGAGGAGGGCCCACCCGGAUGUCUGGAUCAAGGUCAAGGCAGAACUCGAGAAGCAAUGGGAUGCUGGUUUUCUAGAAGUAGUUAGAUAUCCACAAUGGGUAUCUAACAUUGUUGUGGUGCCUAAGAAGGAGGGGAAGAUUAGAGUAUGCGUGGAUUUUCGGAAUUUGAAUAAAGCUAGCCCCAAGGAUGAUUUUCCUCUACCACAAAUAGAUGUUUUGGUGGACAACACGGCCCGGAGUUCCACAUAUUCCUUUAUGGAUGGUUUUUCAGGAUACAACCAGAUAAAAAUGGCUCCGGAGGAUAAGACGAAAACAACUUUUGUCACACCGUGGGAGACAUUCUGCUAUAAGGUCAUGCCAUUUGGAUUGAAGAAUGCAGGAGCAACCUAUCAAAGAGCAAUGGUGACUUUGUUCCACGACAUGAUGCACAAGGAAAUUGAGGUGUAUGUAGACGACAUGAUUGCCAAGUCUAAAAGAGGAGAGGAUCAUGUCGAAGUUUUGAGGAAGUUGUUUGAGAGAUUGAGGAAGUAUGAAUUAAGGCUCAAUCCUGCAAAAUGUUCAUUUGGAGUUAAAUCGGGUAAGCUGUUAGGAUUUGUUGUAAGUGAUAGAGGUAUAGAGGUGGAUCCAGAUAAAGUAAGGGCCAUCCAAGCUAUGUCAUCCCCUAAGACGGAGAAGGAAGUAAGAGGAUUCUUGGGAAGGAUAAACUACAUUGCUCGGUUCAUAGCUCAGUUAACAACGACGUGUGAACCAAUAUUCCGACUACUAAGGAAAAAGAAUCCUGGAACCUGGAAUGAGGAGUGUGAGGAGGCAUUCAAUAAAAUCAAGCAUUAUUUGCAAAAUCCACCUUUACUGGUCCCUCCGGUAUCGGGAAAACCUCUAGUAUUGUAUCUAACAGUGACUGAAGCAGCCAUGGGAUGUGUAUUGGGUCAGCAUGAUGAAACCGGAAGGAAGGAAAGAGCUAUUUAUUACUUAAGCAAGAAAUUCACUGAAUGUGAGUCUAGAUACACGGAGAUAGAAAGGCUUUGUUGUGCGUUGGUGUGGGCAGCAAAGAGGUUGCGGCAUUAUAUGUUAUACUAUACCACUUGGUUGAUUUCAAAAGUGGAUCCUCUGAGGUACAUUUGUAACAAGCCAUUUCUCUCAAGUCGAAUUGCAAGGUGGCAAGUGCUAUUAGCAGAAUAUGACAUAGUGUACAUGACAAGGAAAGCCGUAAAAGGAAGUGCAAUCGCGGACCAUCUGGCUGAUAAUGCUGUUGAAGAUUACGAACCUUUGGAUUUUGACUUUCCUGAUGAAGAUAUAUUGUCAAUAGAGAAAGAAGAAGAGAAGACAGAUUGGUGGACGAUGUUUUUUGACGGUGCUGUGAAUGUAUAUGGUAACGGGGCCGGUGCGGUAAUAAUCUCUCCAGAUAAGAAACAGUAUCCAGUUUCGGUUAAACUACAUUUCGAGUGCACCAACAACACAGCUGAGUAUGAAGCUUGUAUCCUCGGGUUAGAAGCGACAUUAGAGUUGAAGAUAAAGAAGUUAGAUGUAUAUGGAGAUUCAAUGUUGAUUAUCUGUCAGGUUAAAGGGGAAUGGCAGACUAAGGAGGAAAAGUUAAGGCCGUACCAAGAAUACCUAUCCACGCUAGCAAAGGAAUUUGAAGAAAUUAGAUUCACCCAUCUGGGAAGGGAGGGGAAUCAUUUUGCGGAUGCUUUGGCCACACUAGCUGCUAUGACUACCAUUGAUCUCAAGUGCAAAGUACAACCGGUACACAUUGACAUUAGAAAUGACCCAGCUCAUUGUUGCUUAGUUGAAGGAGAGAUAGACGGACAGCCUUGGUAUUAUGAUAUCAAGAACCUUGUGCAAAAUCAGGAAUAUCCGAUGGGAGCUUCCAAAACGGAUAAGAAAACCUUGAGAAGGUUGGCUAUAGACUUCUAUUUAGAUGGAGAGAUUUUGUACAAAAGAUCAUUUGAUGGAACCCUGCUAAGGUGUUUGAAUGAGGCAGAUGCUAGAAAGGCAUUGCGGGAGGUCCAUGAGGGGAUUUGCUCAACCCAUGCUAGCGGACAUAUGAUAGCAAGGAAAAUCCAAAGGGCUGGUUAUUUUUGGAUGACACUAGAGAAGGACUGUAUCGACUAUGUCAGGAAAUGUCAUAAAUGUCAAGUUUACAGUGACAAGGUCAAUAUGCCACCAGCUCCUCUAUUUAAUCUGAUAUCUCCUUGGCCAUUUGCAAUGUGGGGAAUCGACGUGAUCGGACCUGUUAACCCAAAAGCUAGCAACGGUCAUAGAUUCAUCCUUGUGGCUAUUGACUACUUCACCAAAUGGGUGGAAGCUAAUUCGUAUGCCCAUGUAACACAGAAGGUAGUGAAGAGGUUCAUAGAAAAGGAUUUGAUUUGUCGAUAUGGUCCUCCGGAAAAGAUAGUGACAGAUAAUGCACAGAAUUUCAAUGGCAAAAUGAUAGUGGAGCUGUGUACUAAAUGGAAAAUCAAGCAUUCGAAUUCCUCACCAUACCGACCAAAAAUGAAUGGCGCAGUAGAAGCCGCCAACAAGAACAUCAAGAAGAUUAUUCAGAAAAUGGUAGUCACAUACAGAGAUUGGCAUGCGAUGUUGUCAUUCGCUCUUCACGCAUACCGCACUACAGUUAGGACCUCGACGGGAACAACUCCAUAUUCUUUGGUGUACGGUAUGGAAGCAGUUAUGCCUUUGGAAGUAGAAAUCCCGUCGUUAAGAGUAUUGAUGGACUCCGAAUUAGAAGAGGCCGAGUGGGCCAAAGUGAGAUAUGAGCAACUGAACCUGAUCAGUGAAAAGAGGAUGGCUGCAAUAUGUCAUCACCAACUGUACCAGAAACGAAUGGCCAAGGCAUAUGAUAAGAAGGUUAGACCGCGGUUGUUUCAAGAAGGGGAUCUAGUAUUGAAGAAAAUAUUGUCACUACCUGGAGACGAUCAAAGCAAAUGGGCACCGAAUUACGAAGGUCCUUACAUAGUAAAGAAGGCAUUCUCAGGAGGAGCACUGAAGUUGGCUAGAAUGGAUGGAGAAGACCUAGCUCGACCUGUGAAUUCUGACUCUGUAAAAAGAUAUUAUGCUUGAUGUAGGCUCCUAAAUCAAUAAAGCAAAG